CUGGGCGGGUUAAAUUUCAAUGUGAGAAGCUGAGGCCUUGGCGGUGGGCUGUGGUUUACGAGCCUGCUGCAGCGAAAGGUGGCAGGGGAGGAGAUAGGCGCAGAAAAACGGCUUGCUGCGGGAGAGCAUAGCGCUCUAGAGGGACCGGGGACUUAACUCACGGACUUAUCGGCCGUGCCACUUGCGCUCUUCAUUGACCUAGAAAAGGCCUGAAGUGGGACUGAAACAAGAGGGCGCAGUUUGCAGACUGUAAAGUGGGUCUUGCUAAUGAAUCUUAAUAAUAAAUAGUGCAGACUCUAGGCCAGGCAUUGUUCCCCGCUUCACGGUUAAAUCUUGCAACCACGCUGUGAGCUGGGCACUAUUAUUUGCACCCUUCAGAGGUGGAAACCACAGAGGUAGAGUCCUCAGAGACAGCUGUGGCUUUGGGAGUCGGUCUGGUUUUAGAGUCGGUGCUCUUCCCACCAUGCUCUGCCGCCUCCCAUUCUCGUUAAUUGUAACUUCAAGCUACUCAGCUUCGUAGGAAAUGGGGAGUGUUUUGUUACUUACAAGGGCUCCUUCAAAUGUAACAGUAGGUAACAGAACCGGCUUGGUGGCCCACUAGAGCGUCACUUUAGGGCUUGCCAGAUUUACAAGAGUCUGGAGAAUGGAGUAGUAUCAGGACGUGGAAUCUGGAGAGUGGAAGUGGUAUAAGGACCCUUAGAAGAUCUUCCAAGACCCCAGAUACUCAGUUUUACCUGACUUCUGCAUGUUGUCAUCUCGUGUACGCCUGGUGCCCACGACAGUCCGCCGAAUCCAUUCCCCGAUCUGCACUUCUUCCCGUUCCUUCAUGGAUCUAAAGGCUGUCCUUUCCUCCUUGAAUGACUUUGCAUCCCUCUCCUUUGCUGAGAGUUGGGACAAUGUUGGAUUACUGGUGGAACCAAGCCCACCACACACUGUAAACACGCUCUUCCUAACCAAUGAUUUGACAGAAGAAGUGAUGGACGAGGCGCUGCAGAAGAAGGCAGAUCUCAUUCUCUCCUACCAUCCGCCUAUUUUCCGACCUAUGAAGCGCAUCACCUGGAAAACCUGGAAAGAGCGCCUGGUGAUCCGGGCGCUGGAGAACAGGGUCGGCAUCUACUCUCCUCACACGGCCUAUGAUGCUGCUCCCCAGGGAGUCAACAACUGGCUGGCUAAAGGGCUUGGAGUUUGCACCUCCAGGCCCAUCCAUGCUUCCAGAGCUCCUGACUACCCCACGGAGGGAACACACAGAGUAGAAUUCAAUGUUACCCACACCCAAGACCUGGACAAAGUCAUUUCUGCAGUGAAAGGAAUUGCAGGUGUAUCUGUCACUUCUUUUUCUGCUAGGACUGAUGAUGAAGAACAAACACGGCUCAGUCUGAAUUGUACUCAACAAGCUUUGAUGCAGGUGGUGGCUUUUCUUUCCCAGAACAAACAAUAUUAUCAGAAGACUGAAAUUCUGUCACUGGAGAAGCCUCUGCUUCUACAUACUGGGAUGGGACGGUUAUGCACCCUGGAUGAGUCUGUCUCCUUGGCAACCAUGAUUGAGCAAAUCAAAAGUCACCUAAAACUGUCUCAUGUUCGCCUUGCUCUUGGAGUAGGGAAGACCUUAGAGUCCCCAGUCAAAGUCGUGGCCGUGUGCGCUGGUUCUGGGAGCAGCGUCCUUCAGGGAACAGAGGCCGACCUUUACCUCACAGGUGAGAUGUCCCAUCAUGAUGUUCUAGAUGCUGCUUCCCAAGGAAUAAAUGUGAUCCUCUGUGAACACAGCAACACUGAACGAGGCUUUCUUUCUGAUCUUCGAGAUAUGCUGGGUGCUUACUUGGAGAAUAAGAUUAAUAUUAUCGUGUCAGAAAUAGACAGGGACCCUCUUCAUGUGGUAUAAUGCAUGCAGGAACAACCAGAUGACACAAUCUACAAAUCGAAUGGCUCCCACCUCAAAUGCAUAACAUCAAUCAGCGGGGUAUCCUUCUGAAAGAAUGUCUUAGAAGGUACAUUAUCAUUUCUGGUUUCUUGAUCUGCUUCACCAGAUGUUCUGUAGCUCAGAAGGUAAAAACAAUAAUAUAAGAACCAUUAAAGAACAAUUAUUAUAAAGAACAAAUUAAAGAAUA
This is a messenger RNA of Mesoplodon densirostris (Blainville's beaked whale), 2105 nucleotides long. It is a transcript of the gene NIF3L1, whose product is annotated as NGG1 interacting factor 3 like 1. The coding region runs from base 746 to 1879 and encodes 377 amino acids. The record is from RefSeq and is a predicted model, not a curated record. Gene Ontology annotation, cellular component: mitochondrion; cytoplasm. NCBI's taxonomy places the organism in Eukaryota, Metazoa, Chordata, Mammalia, Artiodactyla, Ziphiidae. The transcript is spliced from 7 exons.